AUGGAGGAGAACACUGGCAACAGCACUCUCAUCUCUGCAGCAGAGGGUGGAAGCGAGCGCUGCACCACCUUCCUCCUCAACCUCCAACCCCCCAAGAUCGAUGUCGAUGCGGCCGGCAUGAUGGGUAACACUGCUCUUCACCGAGCUUGUAGGCGCGGGCAUUCCAACAUUGUUAGAAUGUUGAUUGAGGCAGGGGCAGAUGUGAACAAACCCAACUCAAAGCAACAGUUCCCCCUCCACGUCGCAGCAUUCUACCGCCACAGGGGAUGCGUGGAGAACCUUCUCAAGAGUGACAAGAUCGACACGGGGGUGCUGGACAGGAAGGGAAGAACCCCGGCGGAGGACACCAAAGACCCCGACAUUGCAGAGCUGAUUCGCCGCUGCAAGGCUUGA
Messenger RNA from Guillardia theta CCMP2712, 393 nucleotides. RefSeq lists its product as hypothetical. NCBI's taxonomy places the organism in Eukaryota, Cryptophyceae, Pyrenomonadales, Geminigeraceae. Gene Ontology annotation, molecular function: RNA nuclease activity; protein binding; RNA binding. The transcript has a single exon. The record is from RefSeq and is a predicted model, not a curated record. Gene Ontology annotation, biological process: RNA processing. Bases 1 to 393 code for a protein of 130 amino acids.